This is a messenger RNA of Prosopis cineraria, 1793 nucleotides long. Its product is annotated as glycosyl hydrolase 5 family protein-like. The transcript has 4 exons. Bases 15 to 1604 code for a protein of 529 amino acids. Gene Ontology annotation, molecular function: hydrolase activity, hydrolyzing O-glycosyl compounds. Lineage: Eukaryota; Viridiplantae; Streptophyta; Magnoliopsida; Fabales; Fabaceae. The record is from RefSeq and is a predicted model, not a curated record.
UAGAAAUAUCAGCGAUGGGGAGUUUUUCCUCUUUCUUUUUCUCAUUGAUUCUCUUGCUAGCACUCCCAAUGAAGCCCGUGAGAGGUGCAUCACUGUACGCAGAAUCGAGGUGGGUGGUGAACGAGGGUGGAGAGAGAGUGAAGCUUGCGUGUGUGAACUGGGUGUCUCAUUUGGACACUCCGGUGGCCGAGGGACUCCAUAAACAGCCUCUUGAUGUCAUAUCCAACAAGAUCAAGUCCAUGGGCUUCAACUGCGUCAGGCUCACUUGGCCACUUUAUUUGCUCACUAACGAUUCUCUCGCUUCCCUCACCGUGAGACGCUCAUUUCAGAACCUUGGCCUCCUCGAUGUCAUUGCCGCCGUUCAAGCCAAAAACCCACACAUUAUCGAUCUUCCCCUCAUUAAAGCUUUCCAGGCGGUGGUGAAAAAUCUCGGGGACAACGACGUGAUGGUGAUUCUGGACAAUCACAGGACCGAGCCGGGGUGGUGCUGCGGAGGCACAGAUGGGAAUGGCUUCUUCGGCGACGAGCAUUUCAACCCUGACCUUUGGGUGGAAGGGCUCACCAAGAUGGCCACCUUAUUCCGUGGAGUUCCUCAUGUGGUCGCCAUGAGCUUGAGAAAUGAGCUUCGAGGCCCCCGUCAGAACGUCCCCGAUUGGUUCAAGUACAUGCAAAGUGGAGCGGAGGCAGUGCACGCGGCAAACUCGGAUGUUCUGGUGAUUCUGUCGGGGUUAAGUUUCGACACGGAUUUGUCAUUCCUUGCGGGUCGGACAACGACUCUGACAUUCAGCCGGAAACUUGUGUACGAGGCGCACUGGUACGGCUUCACAGAUGGUCAGGUUUGGGUAUCAACAAACCUAAACCAAGCCUGUGCCCGAAUAACAGGAAAUGUGAUGAGACAUUCAGGGUUUUUGCUGGGCAAAGGAUUCCCACUGUUUUUCGGCGAGUUCGGGAUCGACUUGACAGGCUCCAACCUCAACGACAUAAGGUACUUCCACUGCUUCAUGGCUCUAGCCGCCGAGCUUGACUUCGACGGGGCCUUGUGGUCUCUCGCCGGGGGCUACUACUUCAGAGAAGGAGUUGCUGGAACGACCGAGAAUUAUGGAGUUCUGGAUGCAGAGUGGGCCCAGGUUAAGAAUCCAAGUUUCUUGCAGAGAAUCUCCUCUCUCCAAGUUCCUUUUCGAGGGCCUGGGGUAUCGGGAGGCAGUCCGCAUCAAGUGAUUUUCCAUCCACUGACGGGUCUCUGCGUUUCAAGAAAGUCGGGGCCUGAAUCAUUAUCGCUGGGGCUUUGCUCAAAUUCAGAGGGAUGGAAUUACACAAACCAGCAGAUAGUGCCAAUGAAGGAUAGAAGCUCGUGCUUGCAAGCAGGGCAAGUAGGGAAGGCGGUGAAAGUAGCGGGAACAUGCUCUGCUUCGGACUCGCGAUGGGAGAUGAUCUCAGAUUCUAAGAUGCAUCUGUCAUCUAAAGUCAGCGACAAUUCCACCGUUUGUCUGGACGUGGAUUCCAACGACGUCAUUAUCACCGGUGCUUGUAAAUGCUUGAGCACCGACUCAGCAUGUGACCCCACCAGUCAAUGGUUCAAACUCGUCGACAGCACCGGGCGUUGAUUAAUUAAACACUACUUAUCCAACUCCUUCUCCUUGGUUAUUAUGCUGUGCCCAAUUUAAUGUAAUCUCGGCAUUACCUUUACAUAUCUGCUCUUUCUUUAGCCAUAUCCACACACAGUAUCCCGUACCUAUGAUUUAUAUAUGUGUUUGUAUUCAAAUUAUGUAUUUAGAGGUUCAAGCUAAAUUCUA